CAUGUUUAUGUGGCUAUCAAUAUCAAAAUAAACAUAUUUUUACUGGGAAAGAUGAUAUCAAUAUGUUGUGUCUAUCAUGCACUAUCAGCAUAACUGAAAUUAUUUAACGAAUUCCCGUUUAGUUUGCAAUAGAAUACCCUAGAAGAUGGCUGUGUACUUUGAUAACAAAACCGGCAAACGUGUGCCUCUUACCCACGAUUUGGCUCUAGAAUUAUUAAAUGAUGGCAACGAGUCUGAAAUAGAAGAUUUGCAUGACGAAAAUGAUGAUGCUUUUGAGAUUCAAACAUUUGAAAAUGACAGCGAUGACCAGGAGAUUGAAGAAACGGUAUUAGAUGAAAAACCUGUAUUGGAUGAAGAACCUGUUUCUUCGACGAGCUCUUCUAAAGAAAGGAGGCAAUGGAAAGACACGACGUUCCAGCAAAAAAAUCAUGAAUAUCCAAAAAGUACACCUAAACCAAUCAGAAAUGCUAUGGAGUACUUUUCCGAUUAUUUAAAUGAUGGUUUCUUUGAUUUGGCUGCAAAUUGUACAAAUAAUUAUUUUAUGCGCAAGACAGGUCGCAUGCUGAACACAAACAGUGAAGAAAUAAAGAAGUUAAUAGGUAUACACUUGAUUAUGGGAUGCGUCCCUUAUCCUAGACUUCACAUGUAUUGGCGUCAGGGGAUACAACUUCACAUGGUAUCAAGCCAAAUGUCACGAGACCGCUUCAAGACAUUGCGUACAGCCUUGCAUAUAGUUGAUGAGGACAUAGCACCUGAAGGUAAUACGAAUGUACUUUGGAAGGUACAGCCCAUCAUAACUGCAGUUAAACGAGCAUGUGAUAGAUUAGAAAGACGUCCAGGUAAUUAUUCCAUUGACGAACAGAUUAUUCCUUUCUGUGAAAGAUGUCCAAAUGGUUUAAGACAAGUAGUUAAAAACAAACCGCGACCUCAAGGCCUAAAAGUGUUUGUGGCUACAACAAGCGACGGUCUAAUGAUAGACUUUGAGGUAUAUCAAGGUGCAAGAACUCCCUUCCCUGACAAAUCACUUGGAGUUUCCGCAGCUGUGAUUCUACACCUAUCAAAGUCAAUUCCUCCAGGAAGCUGUGUCUAUUUUGAUAGAUAUUUUUCAUCAAUACCCCUCAUUGAACGUCUAUCUCAAAUGAAACUUCAUGGAACAGCUACUUUGAUGAUGAACAGACUUCCAGAACGGAGAAAGAUACCUUUUAAAGAAGAUCGUUGUAUGAAACGAGGCGAAUCACAGCAAUUUAUGUGUGGAGACUUAGUUGUUGUUAAAUGGAAAGACAAUAAAUCUGUGGUAAUGGUAUCGAAUUGUACAUCAGCUGACAAUAAAGUGAAUGUGAAUCGCUGGGAUAAAACUUCUAAACCUUAUAUUCAAGUUUCCAUGCCAAAGCUUAUUCACAACUACAAUACCAACAUGGGAGGUGUGGACGUUCUAGACCAAGGUAUGGAAUAUUAUCGCACAUUCAUGAAGACAAAAAAAUGGACCCUCAAAGUAAUACUGCACUUUAUAGACCUUUGUGUAGUCAAUGCUUGGCGCCUUUAUAUAACUGAAGCCAUCAAUGCACAUAUUCCAAAAAAGAGAAUACAAGAUUUGCUCGAGUUCAGAUUAGAAGUAGCCGAUGGUCUCAUUGGAACCAAAACCAAAAAUCCUUCAUCAACAAGUGAAGAUACUGAAUCUAUGGAUAUUGAUCCAGUUGUAAACCAAAAAAGGUAUCGACCAGCCAAUAAUCCAAGUGACUCAAUGAGGUAUGAUUGUUAUGAACAUUUUCCCAUUUUUGAUGAAAUUCCAGCUCCUAGAACAUGCAGAUUUGAAAAUUGCUCUAGUAGGUCUAAAAUUAGAUGUGAAAAGUGCAACGUUUAUUUGUGUUUGUCACGCAACAAGUCCUGUUUUAGAGACUACCAUAAAAAAUAAUUAUUUUUUUGAAAUGUCUGUAGGUACCUAAUAUGUUCAGGUAUAAUUGCUUGAAAUUUACUCCUAGUUUUUGUUUUAUUUAAGGUUGUAUGUAAUAAAU
Diabrotica virgifera virgifera (western corn rootworm) is the source of this 2012-nucleotide messenger RNA. RefSeq names its product piggyBac transposable element-derived protein 3-like. The coding region runs from base 146 to 1912 and encodes 588 amino acids. Lineage: Eukaryota; Metazoa; Arthropoda; Insecta; Coleoptera; Chrysomelidae. The transcript has 2 exons. The record is from RefSeq and is a predicted model, not a curated record.